Molecule: messenger RNA, 4244 nt
Organism: Suncus etruscus (white-toothed pygmy shrew)
Lineage: Eukaryota; Metazoa; Chordata; Mammalia; Eulipotyphla; Soricidae
Gene: EPHB4
Product: EPH receptor B4
Exons: 17
Coding region: 389-3352 (987 amino acids)
Biological process (GO): cell surface receptor protein tyrosine kinase signaling pathway; central nervous system projection neuron axonogenesis; axon guidance
Cellular component (GO): plasma membrane; neuron projection
Molecular function (GO): transmembrane-ephrin receptor activity; ATP binding; protein binding
Source: RefSeq, a predicted model, not a curated record
GCCCACCCCGCUGUGCGCACUGGGCCCCGAGCAGCGCCCCUGCAGGGAGAAGGGGAGGCGAGGCGGCCCGGCGGGGCGGGACCCCCAAAACUCCCCCGAAGCCUUCGGAGGGACCCCCCGACGCCAGCCACGUCUCGCCCCUCGCCGCGACUGCCAGGACGCCCCCCCAAGCCCGCGCGCUUUGGGGACCCCCCCAGGCCACACCUGGGCGCACGUCCCGCCUGGACCCGGGGUGGCCCGCAUGGGCCGGCGCUGAGGGCCCCCGGGGCCGAGCGGGAUCCCUCGCGCGGAGUCGAGUCGGAGCCGACCCGCCCAGGAGGGGGCUCAGACCUGGGGGGGCUGGCGCCCCCCAAACUCGGAUCGGAUCCAAGCGAUCGGCGGCGGCGCCAUGGAGCUGCGCGCUCUGCUCUGCUGGGCUUCGCUCGCCGCCGCGCUGGAAGAGACCCUGCUGAACACCAAAUUGGAAACUGCCGAUCUGAAAUGGGUGACAUUCCCCCAGGUUGACGGGCAGUGGGAGGAACUGAGUGGCCUGGACGAGGAGCAGCACAGCGUCCGGACUUACGAGGUGUGUGAUGUGGCACGGCCCCCUGGCCUGGCACACUGGCUCCGUACAAGCUGGGUGCCCCGGCGGGGUGCAGUGCAUGUGUAUGCCACGCUGCGCUUCACCAUGCUCGAGUGCCUGUCCCUGCCGCAUGCCAGCCGCUCCUGCAAGGAGACAUUCACCGUCUUCUACUUUGAGAGCGACGCCGACACGGCCACGGCCCUCACGCCUGCUUGGAUGGAGAACCCCUACAUUAAGGUGGAUACUGUGGCAGCCGAACACCUAACUCGAAAGCGGCCUGGGGCCGAGGCGACAGGGAAGGUCAACGUGAAGACCCUGAGGCUGGGCCCCCUCACCAAGGCUGGCUUCUAUCUGGCCUUCCAGGACCAGGGCGCUUGCAUGGCCCUGCUCUCCCUGCACCUCUUCUAUAAGAAGUGUGCCCAGCGGACUAUGAACCUCACCCACUUCCCAGAGACUGUGCCCCGGGAGCUAGUGGUCCCCGUGGCUGGCAGCUGCGUGGCCAAUGCCAUCCCUGCGCCAGGGCCCAGCCCCAGCCUCUAUUGUCGUGAGGAUGGGCAGUGGGCAGGGCAGCCAGUUACGGGCUGCAGCUGUGCACCCGGGUACGAGGCCACCGAUGGAAAUGCCAAGUGUCGAGCCUGUGCUCAGGGCACCUUCAAGCCGCUAUCCGGAGAAGGACCCUGCCAGCCGUGUCCUUCCAACAGCCACUCCAGUAUUAUAGGCUCUUCCAUCUGUCAGUGUCGCAUCGGGUACUUCCGGGCCCGCACUGACCCCCACGGUGCACCCUGUACCACGCCCCCCUCAGCCCCCAGGAGCGUGAUUUCCCGCCUCAACGGAUCCUCCCUGCACCUGGAGUGGAGCGCGCCCCUGGAGUCAGGCGGCCGUGCCGACCUCACCUACACCCUGCGCUGCCAAGAGUGCCGUCCCGGAGCCUCCUGCAUGCCAUGUGGGGGUGACAUGACCUUUGACCCUGGCCCCCGAGACCUGGUGGAGCCCUGGGUGAACAUUCGGGGCCUGCGUCCCGAUUUCACCUAUACCUUUGAGGUGGCUGCCUUGAACGGAGUGUCUUCUGUGGCCACUGGGCCCAGCCCGUUCGAGGUGGUGAAUGUCACCACAGACCGUGAGGUGCCACCACCAGUGUCUGACAUUCGGGUGACGCGUUCCUCGCCCAGCAGCCUGAGCCUGACAUGGACUGUGCCCCGGGCCCCCAGCGGUGCUGUCUUGGACUAUGAGGUCAAGUACUACGAGAAGGGCGCCGAGGGCCCCAGCAGCGUGAGGUUCUUGAAGACUUCAGAAAAUCGGGCUGAGCUUCGGGGCCUGAAACGCGGAGCCAGCUACCUGGUGCAGGUGCGCGCACGCUCGGAGGCUGGGUAUGGGCCCUUCGGCCAGGAGCACCACAGCCAGACGCAGCUGGACGAGAACGAGGGUUGGCGGGAGCAGCUGGCGCUGGUCGCGGGCACAGCAGUGGUCGGGAUCGUACUGGUGUUGGUGGUCAUAGUCAUUGCAGUUCUCUGCCUUAGGAAGCAGAGCAAUGGGAGAGAUGCUGAGUAUUCGGAUAAACACGGCCAGUACCUCAUUGGGCACGGUACUAAGGUCUACAUUGACCCUUUCACCUACGAAGACCCCAAUGAGGCUGUGAGGGAAUUUGCCAAAGAAAUAGAUGUUUCCUACGUCAAGAUCGAGGAGGUGAUCGGCGCAGGCGAGUUUGGGGAGGUGUGUCGGGGGCGCCUCAAGGCCCCUGGGAAGAAGGAGACCUGCGUGGCCAUCAAGACGCUCAAGGGCGGCUACACUGAGAGGCAGCGGCGUGAGUUCCUGAGUGAGGCAUCCAUCAUGGGCCAGUUUGAGCACCCCAAUAUCAUCCACCUAGAGGGCGUGGUUACCAACAGCAUGCCUGUCAUGAUCCUCACAGAGUUCAUGGAGAACGGUGCCCUGGAUUGCUUCCUGCGGACGAAUGACGGACAGUUCACGGUCAUCCAGCUGGUGGGCAUGUUACGAGGCAUUGCAUCAGGCAUGCGGUACCUGGCUGACAUGAGCUACGUGCACAGAGACCUGGCUGCCCGCAACAUCCUGGUCAACAGCAACCUGGUCUGCAAAGUCUCCGACUUCGGCCUGUCACGCUUCCUGGAGGAGAACUCGUCUGACCCCACCUACACCAGCUCCCUGGGAGGGAAGAUUCCCAUCCGGUGGACGGCCCCCGAGGCAAUUGCCUUCCGGAAGUUCACUUCGGCCAGCGAUGCUUGGAGCUACGGGAUUGUGAUGUGGGAGGUGAUGUCGUUUGGGGAACGGCCAUACUGGGAUAUGAGCAACCAGGACGUGAUCAAUGCCAUUGAGCAGGACUACCGGCUGCCCCCGCCCUCAGACUGCCCCUCCUCGCUGCACCAGCUCAUGCUCGACUGCUGGCAGAAGGACCGCAACUCGAGGCCCCGCUUCCCGCAGGUGGUCAACUCCCUGGACAAGAUGAUCCGGAACCCGGCCAGCCUCAAAAUCGUGUCCCAGGAGAAUGGCGGGGCCUUGCACCCACUCCUGGACCAGCGGCAGCUGCACUACUCAGCGUUUGGCUCAGUGGGCGAGUGGCUGCGGGCCAUCAAGAUGGAGAGAUACGAAGAGAGUUUCGCCGCCGCUGGCUUUGGGUCCUUCGAGCUCGUCAGCCAGAUCUCAGCAGAGGACCUGCUGCGGAUCGGAGUCACACUGGCCGGGCACCAGAAGAAGAUUCUGGCCAGCGUUCAGCACAUUAAGUCCCAGGCCAAGCCUAGAACACCGGGUGGGUCAGGCGGACCAGCCCCCCAGUACUGACCUACACUUGUCUCCUGGCCUGUCCACCCCCCAGCUCGGGAAGGGCAGGAAAUCCCACGCUGGGGAGUUACAGCUUCCCAUCUUCCUGGGGCGCAGAGUCGGAUGCUGGGGAGCCCAGUGGUCCCCACCACAUUCCUGCACCCCCACUGGAUUGCACUUUGAAAGGUGGGGUUGGCAGUCGGAGACCUGGGGCCUGGGGACCAGAACCGAAGUCACAGCGCCCCACAGGUGUGGGGUUCUGGCAGAGAAAGGAAAGCCCCAGAACCUCUCCACACCCCCGCACCCCUGUGCCCCACUUAGGGCAACCCCAGGGCCCCCUCACUCCAAGGGCCCUAGACCGCAGACUCUAUAGACCAAAGACAGCAGUGGGGCUGCCCAGGACCCCAAAAUGGAGUGCAGCCCCGAGGCGGGGAGGGGGCCCCCCCGCUCAGCGACCAAGUCAUUGGGUUGGGGGUCCCCCACCUGCUGCCGCCCCUGCCCCACUUGUGUCCUUGUAAAUACCCCUACCCCUCGGCUGCCUUCAUAUUGAAGGCUUUUGAGUUUUAUUAUGUUUUGGUUUCGGUCUGACUUUUCCUUCCCUGCCCUCCCCUCUCCUGAGUCCCUCUUGGUCAUAACGUUCGAGUUUGGGGGGGACAUUUCACUGUAGUCUCCUCUGUCCAAGCUGAAACGGGGACCCGUCCUUGUGUCUGUGCCCCCAAGAGUGCCUUGGUCAUGCCACAUCUCCCACCCCCACCUUCCCUGCUCCCUGAGUCCCCCCAAGCUGUGUCCAUGAGUGGGGGGUGAGGGGCUUGAGAUGCUGGUGGGAGGAGCCUGAGACAGACACCGGUGCUUGGAGGGGCUUUUAAAUUAUAUUUAAAACAUUUUUUGUAUAAAUAAAAGAAAAUGGGAAGCA